AUGCCUGGUCUUCUGGACUGCCAGAAUGGAACCAACAUCGGAAUCACAAAUGAUAUCGGCGCAACGUUGACAUCGGAGGAGAUAGCCAAAUUUGAGUUUGGUUCCAAGUGCCUGCUGGCAGGCUGGAACUUUUAUGUAACCCUCAUUUGGCUUGCUACAAGACAGCAGAAGAUUGUCAAAUGGACAGCCGUAGCGACAGGAUUAGCCUAUGUUGGUGUCAUAGCUGUCAUUUGGGGGCACUGUACACCUGUUCAAAGGAACUGGCAGGUGGUCCCUUAUCCAGGAGACUUCCUCAUUGUAUCAAUACCACUACCACUCUUGUGGGCCGUCAAGCUCAGUAUCAAAAGAAAGCUUGCUAUUGGACUCCUGCUCUGCUCGGGCAUCUUCGUCAUGAUCGCCGCUUUGCUUCGCUGCAUCCUGUCGCUCAAGGACAUUGAAGGUAUCAAUGUCAGCACCAUCUGGGCAAUAAGAGAGACUUUUGUUGGAAUCAUCGCCGUGAACGCAGCCUGCAUCAGACCACUGUUUUCCUCCUCACAUUGGUUGAGGUCUACUAAGGGCAGCAGUGGAGCCAACCAGAAGUACCCCGGCUCAGGUGACAGAUACGGCCAUCAGUUAGUCACAAUAGGAGGUGGAGGGCAAAGUGUCGAUCGAUCUAGAUUGCCUUCAAAGAGACGGUACAACAAAUACAACAUGACGGAGCUGGACAACAACUCAAGCGAAGAGCAGAUUGUCAAAUCGUCCGACUCAGCCAGCUGGCCUCAAAAUGGAGGUCGCGACGGCAGUUUAAACAGCAAAUCUAGUGGGCAGCACGGGCAUGGUGGUAUUGUUGUGACAACUACGUAUGAGGUGAAGCCCGAAAACAAAGUCUGA
This is a messenger RNA of Colletotrichum lupini, 870 nucleotides long. RefSeq lists its product as uncharacterized. Lineage: Eukaryota; Fungi; Ascomycota; Sordariomycetes; Glomerellales; Glomerellaceae. The record is from RefSeq and is a predicted model, not a curated record. Bases 1 to 870 code for a protein of 289 amino acids. The transcript has 5 exons.